CCAACUGAUAUUCCACCAACACGCGCAGAAGAUGAAGAUGGUAACGAGCUUUUCUUAAAAGCUAGUGAUGAAGAAAAGUUCUCAGCACUAGCGUUUAAGAUUAUGACUGAUCCGUUCGUUGGACAAUUGAUUUUCUUCCGCGUCUAUUCAGGCGUAGUAAAUGCAGGCGAUACGGUUUAUAACCCGAUUAAAGGUAAAAAAGAGCGUAUUGGUCGUAUUGUGCAAAUGCACGCCAAUAACCGUGUGCCAAUUGAAGAGGUGCGCGCGGGUGAUAUUGCUGCGGCAGUUGGCCUAAAAGAGGCAACUACUGGCGACACAUUAUGUGCAUUAAAUGCAGAAAUCAUCUUAGAGCGCAUGAUAUUUCCUGAGCCGGUUAUUCACGUUGCGGUUGAGCCAAAAACCAAAGCUGACCAAGAAAAAAUGGGUAUUGCUUUAAACCGCUUGGCGCAAGAAGACCCGUCUUUCCGCGUAAAAACUGAUGAGGAAACGAACCAAACUAUUAUUUCUGGUAUGGGUGAGUUGCACUUAGAGAUUUUGGUUGACCGCAUGAAGCGUGAGUUUAAUGUGGAAGCGAACGUAGGUGCACCGCAAGUGGCCUAUCGUGAAGCAAUCAAGAAGAAAGUGGAAGUUGAAGGUAAAUUUGUUAAGCAAUCUGGCGGUAAAGGUCAGUAUGGUCACGUUUGGUUGAUUAUGGAGCCUAACGAGCCAGGUAAAGGCUUUGAGUUCAUUGAUGCAAUCAAGGGUGGUACAGUGCCGCGCGAAUUUAUUCCUGCGGUUGAAAAAGGUUUACGUGAAACGAUUCCAGCAGGUAUUUUGGCGGGCUUCCCUGUUGUUGACGUGAAGGUGACCUUAUUUGAUGGCUCAUACCAUGAUGUGGAUUCGAACGAAAAUGCCUUUAAAAUGGCCGCGUCAAUCGGCUUUAAAGAUGGUAUGCGUAAAGCUGACCCAAUUUUGCUAGAGCCUAUGAUGGCAGUUGAGGUAGAGACGCCUGAAGAUUAUAUGGGUGAUGUGAUGGGUGACUUGUCAUCACGCCGCGGCAUGAUCCAAGGUAUGGAUGAUAGCGCGUCAGGUAAAAUUAUUCGCGCCGAAGUGCCUUUGGCAGAAAUGUUUGGUUACUCGACGGUUGUGCGUUCGCUGUCUCAAGGCCGUGCAAGUUACAGCAUGGAGUUCAAGCACUAUACAGAAGCGCCAAGAAACACUAAGGAAAAUAUUAUGGCAAAAGGCAAAUUCGAACGGACCAAACCGCACGUUAACGUAGGUACGAUUGGUCACGUUGACCACGGCAAGACCACAUUAACAGCAGCGAUUACCACAGUAUUGACUAAAAAAUUUGGUGGUGAAGCCAAAGCCUACGAUCAAAUUGACGCGGCACCAGAAGAAAAAGCGCGCGGCAUUACCAUUAACACUGCCCACGUAGAAUACGAAACAGCCACCCGUCACUACGCCCACGUUGACUGCCCAGGCCACGCUGACUACGUUAAAAACAUGAUUACAGGCGCAGCCCAAAUGGACGGCGCUAUUCUCGUAUGUUCAGCAGCUGACGGCCCAAUGCCACAAACACGUGAACACAUCUUAUUGGCCCGUCAAGUAGGCGUACCAUACAUCGUUGUGUUUUUAAACAAAGCUGACAUGGUCGAUGACAAAGAGCUGUUAGAACUCGUAGAAAUGGAAGUGCGUGAGCUUCUUUCUAAAUAUGACUUUCCUGGUGACGACACCCCAAUCAUCAUUGGUUCAGCUAAACUUGCUUUAGAAGGCGACCAAUCAGAAUACGGCGAACCGGCGAUUUUUAAACUUGCUGAAGCAUUAGACAGCUACAUCCCAAUGCCAGAGCGCGCGAUUGAC
Molecule: messenger RNA, 1842 nt
Organism: Darwinula stevensoni
Lineage: Eukaryota; Metazoa; Arthropoda; Ostracoda; Podocopida; Darwinulidae
Source: the annotation of a GenBank genome assembly